Brassica napus (rape) is the source of this 1451-nucleotide messenger RNA. RefSeq names its product agamous-like MADS-box protein AGL103. The transcript has a single exon. NCBI's taxonomy places the organism in Eukaryota, Viridiplantae, Streptophyta, Magnoliopsida, Brassicales, Brassicaceae. Gene Ontology annotation, molecular function: DNA-binding transcription factor activity, RNA polymerase II-specific; cis-regulatory region sequence-specific DNA binding; protein dimerization activity. Gene Ontology annotation, biological process: positive regulation of transcription by RNA polymerase II. The coding region runs from base 387 to 1127 and encodes 246 amino acids. The record is from RefSeq and is a predicted model, not a curated record.
GUAUUUAUACAUACAAUAUAGAUUAUAUAUGUAUAUAGUUAAAUAAAAAAAAGUAAACAUAACAAUAUAACAUGAUACUCAAGUGCUCAACGUAGGCGGUUGUUGUGUACUUGUGUAGCAUGUAUACAUUACACACACAAUAUCUAUGUGUAAGGGUUUUCCUAAUUAUUAAGCCAAAAGAAAAGCAUUUUCCAUAUCGAGGUUAAAUAAAAGGAAAAUCAGAUCAAGAAAAGGGAAUCGAAUCUAACAGAUAUCAUUUAAGAUCUUCGACAUUAAUAACCAAAAAUGGAAAAUAACUAAUUUAUCUUCUCUAUAUAUUAAGAAAAUAUGUAAACAAUAAUCACAACUCUUCGUUCAAUUCACAAUCACAUACGCAAAACAUAACGAUGUCUUCAUCUUUGUCGAAAACCACUAAAGUUUCCCAAUUUCGACCAACCCUUUUUCAGAAAGCUUCUUCUUUGAAAGCCGCAAGCUUAGCUAAAAGACAAGUGACUGUCUUCAAGAAAGCUGAGGAGCUUUCAAUUCUCUGCGGGGUCGAAGUCAGCGUCAUCUGCUACGGAUCAGACGGUGCGCUUAGAACAUGGCCCAAGGACAGAGAGAAGGUCAAAGACAUGGCUGUAAGGUACAGCCAGUUAAGCGAGGUGAAGCGACGCAUAAAACAAUGGGAUCUUAACAAGUUUCUCGAGGAGGUCAACAAGGAUCCCAAAAAGAAGAACAAGAAGAAGAAAGUGAAACUUGAAUCCAGUUACAAGUAUCCGGAUUGGGAUCCCAGGUUUGAUAAUUGCUCUGUUGAGCAACUCACGGAGCUGAUUCAAUCCUUGGAAUGCAAGCAAACCAUAAUGCAAGAUAGGCUUCGAGCAGUUCUUGAAUCUCAGAGACAGAGGAAUAUGUAUUACAUGAACAUGGCUGAACCGACGCAGAUGAAUCAUCUUCAACAGCAGCUCCCUAACCAAGAUCAAUCCCUGGCUCCACUUCCAAAUUCACUGACGGUGUACCAGUAUCCAAACAUGGAUACGUACUCGAGUUUUCUUGGGGGACAAGAAACUGGAAGGAAUGAGUUUCUAAGCACGAACAUGAUACCCUACAACAGCUUCAACAGCAACUGUGUUAAUAUGUUUCAAAACUAGUUUAACCAGAACUGUUCCAAGGUCGAAGAUUACUCUGGCUUUCCUCAAGGAACUGGGAUCAACAACAUGAACGUGGAAGAUUAUUCCGGGUCACUUCGGGCGCAAGGACCUAACGGGUUGCAGAACAUGGACUUGCAAGGCUACAACAACAACAGUAUUAACACCAAUGGUUUCUCACAUCAGCUUGUUCAGUUUCCGGCGCAAAGAGCAGCACCGGCCUGUCAAUAUGUGGAUGGGUCAACACAGAAUAUCAGACCUCAGUUCCAGUAUUCUUCCUUUGUUGGUUGAUGAUGCAAUUAUCAGUUUUAAAACAUUGAUUAGUCU